This is a messenger RNA of Ailuropoda melanoleuca (giant panda), 1416 nucleotides long. Its product is annotated as calcium-binding mitochondrial carrier protein SCaMC-1. The record is from RefSeq and is a predicted model, not a curated record. Gene Ontology annotation, molecular function: calcium ion binding. The transcript has 10 exons. NCBI's taxonomy places the organism in Eukaryota, Metazoa, Chordata, Mammalia, Carnivora, Ursidae. Gene Ontology annotation, biological process: transmembrane transport. Bases 16 to 1416 code for a protein of 466 amino acids.
UAGAGCUCUGUGACCAUGCUGCGCCGAAUAUGGGGCUUCCUGUUGCCCGCGGUGGCUGGCCAGGAAGAGGAAUCCGACCGCCUUUUUGAAGAGCUCUUCCAGAAGCUGGACCACCAUGGGAAUGGCAUGGUGGACAUCACAGAACUGCAGAAAGAACUGGAAGCUAUGGGUAUCCCCAUGGGCCAGGACGAGGAGAUACUAUUAAAAUCUGUUAAUACUAACGCAUGCAAUCUGUUGGAGCUUAGCACAUUUAUGCAGUACCUUCAAGAUAAUGAGAGGAUAAUGAGGUUGACUUUUAAGAGUUUGGACACAAAUAAUGAUGGAGUGAUUGAUACUUCAGAAAUUAUUGAUGCUCUCGACUUAAUAGGUAUACAGAUUUCUGAAAAAGAGGCAAUGAAGAUUCUUGAAAGCAUGGAUACUGAUGGGUCAAUGACAGUGGACUGGGACGAAUGGAGGAAGUAUUUUUUAUUUAAACCUGCAAGAGAUGUUAAGGAAGUUGCCCGUCACUGGAACUAUUUUACUGGAAUUGAUAUGGGAGAAAGAUGGACUUUUCAUGAUUUAACUGAUGAAGAGAGAAGCUCUGGCCUGUUAUGGAAAUAUCUGUUGGCUGGAGGCAUAGCUGGUACUUGUGCUCGAACACGCACAGCGCCAUUAGAGUGUCUAAAAACCCUAAUGCAGGUUUUAGAAGCAAAGAACGUGAGGAUAAUAAACCGUUUAAGAGAGAUGGUCAAAGAGGGUGGAGUCAUUUCUCUAUGGAGAGGAAAUGGUGUGAAUGUUCUCAAGAUUGCGCCUGAAACAGCUGUUAAGGUCUGGUCAUAUGAACAGUAUAAGAAGUUUCUUUCUUCUGAAGGAGCCAAAUUAAAAACUUUUGAGCAAUUUGCUUCUGCUUCUUUGGCUGGUGCUACUGCACAAUCUCUUAUUUACCCCUUGGAGGUUUUAAAAACUAAUAUGGCUGUGAGUAGAACUGGACAGUACUCUGGGAUUUUGGAUUGUGCCAGGAAGAUUUGGAAGCUUGCAAGUGUUCCUGGCUUUUACAAAGGCUAUGUUCCCAGUCUUCUGGCUGUUAUACCAUAUGUAGGCAUAGAUUUUACUAUUUACGAGCUUUUGAAGACUCAUUGGCUAAACACUGACACAGAACACCCUGGGUUGCUGACUUUGAUCGGAUGUAAUGCCUUCUCUAACUUUUGUGGUCAGUUUUUCAGCUACCCUCUGCACCUAGUGAGAACUUGCAUGCAGGUUCAAGGCAUAAUGGGAGUCCCACAGCUAAAUAUGAUCGUCUUUCGUCAAAUUUAUAAAAGCAGUGGAAUGCUAAGGUUUUUCAGAGCCAUGACUCCAAAUUUCUUAAAGUUGCUUCCUUCAGUAUGCAUAAAUUGUCUGGUUUACGAGUCAAUAAAACCACUCUUGGAAAGAGUGUAG